CUUGGCUUCACAGCACCACAAUCCCUUCUCUCUUCCUGUUCGCCAUCUAUCAUGUUCGUCCCUUGCCCCGCGGAUUUCUGGCCGUCCGCUCCAUUCCUAUAAGUACCCUAUGACUACAUCCUCCAUUUCAUUCCCUAUACGCUGUCGCUCACCCCAUCCGAAGCGAGUCUGCCCGCUCAGCCCUCACAAUCUCUCACCGUCGUCAGUAUAUGUCGGCAUCAGCUUCUUCUGAGGUAUCGUCUCAUAUCGAGCAGCGCCGAGACGGUGUAGCUGCGAAAGACUCGAGUAGCAUUCUAGGAUCACGAAAUCUUAGUAAUGGGAAUGACCUAGUUGUGCACCCGACACCACGGUCAACGCUACCCAGACACUGGACCUCAUUCCAAGAGCAUGCCGACUCCGUGGGCUGUACUGUAACCCCUGGAAACGGAUCUACGCCGAGGCCUGAGAAUAGACGUGAGGGUUUCAUGUGGGAAAUACCACUAGGAGGUAAUUAUCACGAGAGCCGGCAUCCCCGCAAAAGCUCUAGCACAGGCUCUAAUUUGACGAUCCACAAAUCACGAGUCAAGCCGGUGACUGGCAGGCGUACGAGCAUAUGUGCUUUCGAUACAGCAGAAAGCCCCCCCCAAAGAGAUAGUACUGAAUCCUUCAUCACCCACGAGAUAUCUUGCGAUAGUACCAGUCUAUCUUCUGUUAGCAGCAUCGCUCAUGGACUAUUGGGAGUUGCUCCAGACCUUACAAUGUUAAACGCGAUCAAGAAGAAGUACGAGAAUCGCAGUGGGGGAACCGCGACAGAUGUUCCAACCCCGGUUAUUCGACGAUCUAGUAACCCUAGUCGAAGAUUGUCAUUCAGAAUUAACCCCAAGAUAAGAAGAGCUCGAUCGGAGGACAAAGAGCGCAGCAAGCCUACUGGAAUCGAGCCAGUGAAACGUGGGUUGAAAGACCGACGGAAAUUGGACAAUGCGGAUGCGAUGAAGCUCACUCUGCCGCUGGGCUUACCUAAUCUACCUCCUCGACAACGCACCCCUAUAACGCCAAUUCCCCCAAGUCUCCCGCAGAUAGGUUCCAACCGGUCUCGAAGUCCAAAGUUUCCGUGGGUACGGGACUGUCCCCCUGAAUGGCCAACAAUGGAAAUUUCUCCACCGUCCACUAUCCAAGAAACCCCUUGCAGUGGUGAUAACAAGCAUGGCCAUGGCCUCCUUCCUGGGAGUGAUCCGAUCUUCUCCUCGCAGGGCAUACCCAAAGGGCGAGAGAGACCAGGCCUCCGAGGUUUCUCAAGCCGACCCCGAAUGCACAGAAGGAGCGCCAGUCAAAGGAGCGAUAUCUCACCGGUAACAAGUCCUCUGAGCAAAGAAGCACCUAAUUAUCUUAUAAAGACAGAAGAAUUGCAUCAAUUAGGCCAGCAAAGGAAGCAAGCGAAACGCUCAAGGCGUUGGCGAUGGAGUGCCCCGUUCACAUCCGGAGACAUAGAGUCCGCAGACUCGCCCUCUCGCCAACUAACCGACUCGCCACAGCCCUUCCCCUCGAGGCUUCGCGCUCCAUGGAAAAGACAAGCUCAUACUCCUCCGCCGUCAGCUGCCCAAAUACCACCCUCCGACUCACCGUCUUCAAUGUACCCCACAAACCCCUGGCUUGGAAUGCAUACCCCCGCCACAAAACCACCAACCCACCCCAUGAAAGAUCCCAUUUCUAGCUUCCCCGUCCCUCCAAUGUUCGUCCCCCCUGGCGUCCAGCGCGUCUCUACCCCGCCUCUCUUUGAUGAAACACGUGAAAUCAGAGGCAAACUCGCAAAAUUCUACUUCGACAUCCACGGCGUGAAACACUCGCGGCCUUCCCCAUGCGUGCAAGCUGGAGUAUGGGAUUCAGACGCCCUGCUAAUGCCGCAGGAGAGCAAUAUCACGCCAAAAAGCGGGAGCGAGGAUGAAAGCCCACAAGGCAUAUCUGUUUCUGGAAAUUCGCCGUUGCAAUUAUCAAAGCCUUCAUCUUCCCAGCCGAGGAAAUCGCCAGCCGAGUACUUUGCGGCUGGGGCUGGGAGGAGCGGUGCGCCGUUCUCCGCACCGGUUCUCACAAACUCGGCUGUUUUCCAGGACUUGUAUCAUGUUCAUCAAAGAGAAGACGAGAGAAAACCUAAUAGUGGGGAGAUUGAAGGGGUUGAAGAUGUGGCGAUUCUAGAAUGGCUAAUUCCGGAGCAUUUGCCCAGUUCCCCGUUGUGUCCACUUCAUCCGAAAUAUCGGGGUCCGAGUAGGAUUUGUGUGUAUCAUGGACGGAGGAAGGAUAAGUCCCGGGAGGAUGGACUUGGAGAUGGAGUUGUGGAGGACGAUGAGGGGGGUGAUAGUCUUAGGAGAGAGAAGGGGUGGGCGAAGAAGAGGAGGAGAAGGAGGCUGAUUAGCUUCUCUGGUCAAUGACAGAUGGUGCGGGGAGUUUCCUUAGGGUGUUUCUGCCCUUGAAGGUAGAUAUGGGCAUGCAUGGUUUGGUUCGGUUUGGAUGGGUUGGGUUGAGAUGGGACGCUAAUGAUGUGACGAUUUCAUUGGGUGGGCGUACAUUCUUAAUGAUGCCUAUUUUGUUCUUCAUUUCGUAAUUCUGUCUUAUCACUUAGCCAUCCUCUC
Lindgomyces ingoldianus is the source of this 2603-nucleotide messenger RNA. RefSeq lists its product as uncharacterized. The transcript has a single exon. The record is from RefSeq and is a predicted model, not a curated record. Bases 210 to 2402 code for a protein of 730 amino acids. Lineage: Eukaryota; Fungi; Ascomycota; Dothideomycetes; Pleosporales; Lindgomycetaceae.